This is a messenger RNA of Brassica rapa (field mustard), 1098 nucleotides long. RefSeq names its product RNA polymerase II C-terminal domain phosphatase-like 5. NCBI's taxonomy places the organism in Eukaryota, Viridiplantae, Streptophyta, Magnoliopsida, Brassicales, Brassicaceae. Gene Ontology annotation, cellular component: nucleus. Gene Ontology annotation, molecular function: RNA polymerase II CTD heptapeptide repeat phosphatase activity. The record is from RefSeq and is a predicted model, not a curated record.
CACGUCUUAAAUUAGGCGUUAAAACUUAACACGCACGUACGUAGUGAUUAGAGAAAAGGAAAAUCACUUUGAAAUUUUCCAUUUUUUUUUCCUUACCCAACUCCAAGGCUCCAUUAUAAAUACAAAGGAGGAGCAUUAAUCACUAUCACCAAUUAUUCAUUCAUUCGCUCGUUGUGGCUUCCCAUAAAAAAAACUAGGUUUAUUGUUUUUCUAUUUCAAAGUCUUUCGGUUGUGGUUGAUUCAGACACUUACCGUAGUUGUGUUUCGUCUUCUCCUCACAACGCCAACAGAAGCUAUGGGGUCGUUUAUAAAGCAACUAUUCUUUAGUUUAUUGGAAAAAACCAAAGGAAGAAACAAACUCUCGAGUCUCAACAAGGAAGAAAAGAAGAAGAAGAAGAAGAUGGAGAAGAAGAAGAAGAUGAAACUACACCUAGUGCUUGACUUGGAUCAGACGCUUCUCCACUAUGUCCCUGUUUCAGAGCUUUCUGAUAAAGAAAAAUAUAUAAUGCAAGAACUUGAUUCAAGGGUUGAUCUACUGAGUUCGUUUAACGGAGGAACUCCCAGGCAUCUGAUAAAGUUACGACCUUUCCUCCGCGAGUUUCUGAAAGAAGCCAACAAGCUUUUCCGCAUGCACGUUUACACGAUGGGCACGUACGGCUACGCGCGGUAUAUAUUGAGUGAGAUUGAUCCUGGUAAAAGAUAUUUUGGAAAUAGAGUCAUAACCAGAGAGAAAUCCCCUCAUAACAAGACCCUUGAUCGUAUCUCUGCUGAUCAACGAAGAGUGGUUAUUGUUGAUGAUAAUGCUAGUGCUUGGCCUCAACACAAACCAAACUUGGUGCAGGUCAAACAGUACAUUUAUUUCAGAUACCAGAUGACGAAUAAUGAUUCGGAAGAAGAAUUUUACUCUCACGCAGAGAAGAAGAGCGACGAGAGUCGAAGCAAUGGAUCAUUGUCUAAGGUUCUCAAAAUCCUUCAGAAAGCUCACACAAGAUUCCAACAAGAAGAGGAUUCUUACGACUUGAGGCUUUUGAUACGUGACUGAUCCUCCUCCUUGCACACACACACACACCACUGUUUGUUGAUUUUGACUUUCACUUU